AUGGGACGAUCACUUCUUCUCCCUCUGCUCUCUCUGCUCUGCCUCUCCUUCCUCAAAGGAGCACGGCCUGCCACGUUCAUGGUGACGAACAGCUGCGGCUACACUGUGUGGCCCGGCAUCCUCUCCAACGCCGGCGUGGCACCGCCGUCCACCACUGGAUUCAUGCUCUCCCCGGGCGAGUCCCGCGCCGUGGCCGUAGCCGAUGGCUGGUCCGGCCGCAUGUGGGGCCGCACACUCUGCGAACAGGGCUCCUCUGGCGCCGGCUUCGCCUGCACUACCGGUGACUGCGGCACGGGCACAGUCGAGUGCUCCGGCCGCGGUGCUGCCCCGCCGGCCACGCUGGCCGAGUUCACGCUCGCUUCCGUCGGAGGCGACGACUUCUACGACGUGAGCCUCGUCGACGGCUUCAACGUGCCGGUGCUGGUCGCGCCGGCGAACGGGAGCUGCCCGACCACAGACUGCCCCGCCGACAUGAACGCGCAGUGCCCGCCGGAGCUGCGUGUCGUCGUGGCCGGCGCGGCGGUGGCGUGCCGGAGCGCGUGCGAGGCGUUCGGGACGGAGGCGUACUGCUGCAGCGGCGCGCACGGGACCCCGGCGACGUGCGCGCCCACGGCCUACUCAAGGCUGUUUAAGGCCGCGUGCCCGCGCGCCUACAGCUACGCCUACGACGACGCGACGUCCACGUUCACCUGUGCCGGCGGCAGUGCCGGCUACGGCGUCGUGUUCUGCCCCGCCGGCGGGUCGAGGUACGCUCGUUGGAUCAUUGUUGUUGGACGUGCUCGGCACGUCGUGGCUAUUUGGCAUUUCGAUCGCUUCUUUUUGUGGACGUGCGCAUGUGGACAGCGUAGAAUGCAUCAUGCACAACUUGACACGAAUUAUAUUACGUGGGAACCAGGCGUCGCCACCGACAAGUGCCGCCUACCCACCAAUGGUGUUCUCGUCUGGGGGCGCAGAUCCGGCGACAAUCACCCUCCUUCCUCUCCUCAUGGCCAUCUUUCAAGUGAUGUCGAUGCAGUGAACAGGGUGAUCCCAAACAUUCAGCAAAAUUUGCUGGAGGACGGGCCCGGGCUCGACUACACAAGAUUAAUUGACAGCGGGUAG
Molecule: messenger RNA, 1101 nt
Organism: Triticum aestivum (bread wheat)
Lineage: Eukaryota; Viridiplantae; Streptophyta; Magnoliopsida; Poales; Poaceae
Product: thaumatin-like protein 1b
Exons: 4
Coding region: 1-1101 (366 amino acids)
Source: RefSeq, a predicted model, not a curated record